AUGAUAGAUCAUAUAAAGUAUCAUCCAUAUGCUAUUGCUUUUGCAAUUAGUCUUUUAAGUAUAAUGUUUGAAUCAUAUACAAAAAUUGGAAGGAUUUUUACAGCUUAUCUAUCUAGUUUUAUUUUAGGAAUAAUUUUUAACGCAAUAUGUGAAAUUGAAAUUUAUGAUAAAAAAUAUAUGGAAUUUUUUUUGAAGCAAAUUUUGUCCUACACUUUAUGUAUUUCUCUUAUCUUAACUUUUUCAUGGAUGAAAAAAAAAAAUAUAAUUAAAUAUAAAUCAUCAAAUUGUAAAGAAAAUAUAAUUUUAUAUGAAUCAAAAAAAAAAAGUUCAAUAUAUGAUUUAUUAAUUCAUAAAAGAUUACUACAUUUUGGAGUUGCGUUUAUAUUUGGUGCCAGUGGAACAGUCAUUGGAGGUAUUUUAUCUUAUUAUUUAAUAAAAAUUAUUUAUGUUAUAGAUGAUGUUGAAUCAUGUAAUUAUUUAAAAAGCAGUGUUGCUUGUUUUAUAUCAACUUAUAUUGGUGGUUACAUUAAUUUUAUAGAAGUUGCUGACUUAUUAAAUAUAAGCAACGCAGCAAAAAAUAGUAUAUUUUUAUUAGAUGAUAUUUUCACGAGCAUAUUUCUAAUGAUUUUACCGUUAUUUAAAAAUUACUGCAAAUUUCUUUAUUAUUGUAACAAUAACACUUUAAGUGAUAUAGAAGAGGAUACAAAAAAAGAUACCAAUAUAAAUUUAAAUUAUGAAGAGAAAAAACAUUUAGUAUCCGAUAAAAAUUUUCCUGUUCUAUAUGGUUCUUUCACAAAUAGUGAAAAUUCUGAAAAAGAAGAAAAAUUUCGGUCUUAUUUUUCUAAUGAUUUUUUUAUUACAUUUUUAUAUGAUUCUUUGGCUAUAAUAUUCAUAAUGUUGUUAAGCAAGAAAAUAAUAAAUGACUACGAGAUGAUAUGUAAAUUUAUCUAUUCCUACUUUAACAUUGAUAAACUUAGAACAUUUGUUUUAUUGAUAAUAUCAUUUACAUAUAUAUAUUCUUUUGAUUACAUGAUACAUAGUGCAAACAUUACAACAAAUAAUUAUAAAAUAUCCAAAUUUAUUACAGAUGUGUACUUUAGGUCAUUAGAAUAUUACUCAACAGUUUUAAAAUUUUUGACUAUAUAUUAUUUGUCCGUUUCUGGGAUUUUAAUAAAUGCAAAAAAUUUAUGUACAACUGCUAAGCCUUUGAUAAUUUUAGUAAUAUGCAUGUUAGUAAUUCACUUAUUAUGCAUUUUUCUUUUUUCAUUUAUAUAUAAUUUGAUCUCUGGAUUCUCAUUUGCAUCUUUAUGCAUUGAUGAAAUAUUAUUGGCUAUUAAUGCAAAUAUAGGUGGACCUACUACAGCUGCAGUAAUGUCUGAAAUUUUAGGAAGACCUGAUUUAGCAUUUGCAGCUACACUUUGGGGAAUUAUAGGCUAUUUAAUAGCUACUAAUAUAUCAAUGAUUAUUUACUCUUAUUUAUGA
Plasmodium relictum is the source of this 1482-nucleotide messenger RNA. RefSeq names its product conserved Plasmodium protein, unknown function. Bases 1 to 1482 code for a protein of 493 amino acids. NCBI's taxonomy places the organism in Eukaryota, Apicomplexa, Aconoidasida, Haemosporida, Plasmodiidae. The record is from RefSeq and is a predicted model, not a curated record. The transcript has a single exon.